Molecule: messenger RNA, 2712 nt
Organism: Colletotrichum orchidophilum
Lineage: Eukaryota; Fungi; Ascomycota; Sordariomycetes; Glomerellales; Glomerellaceae
Exons: 8
Coding region: 1-2712 (903 amino acids)
Source: RefSeq, a predicted model, not a curated record
AUGGUGAGCCCUAGGGAAGCCCUUGGGGGGCUUAUCACUGUUUUUACUGUACUAGCGGUAGGGGCCAAUGGUCAGAAGGACAACACGGUUGAAUGGACUCUCGGAAUGCCGGUGAACUUCUUUGCUACAGCCGAAGGACAACCAUGUGCCGCAAGCUUCCAAAACGCAAAAAGCGACGCCACAAACUUCACACCCGUCCAGUCUAGCCCUAGCACGGUGAUGGUAGGAGGCACCGCUGCCGACCUUGCUACUACUUUCUAUUUGACAAAUGGUAUCUUGGCUGCCAGCAAGCCAUUCACCGAUGCUACUGGGAUUCGAGUUGCCGCAGGAGGCUCCGGAGGCGGCUGCUGGGACACUUCCAGCGGCACUCUCCAGGUCUCUGCAUGCAAUCUAACCAAGACCCAGACAUUCUAUGUCGGGAUCCCCGGAGACAACCAGCCCUUUUACAUCUUUACUUCAUCUCUAGCAGUCCUCGAUAAGCCCGCCACCGCCGGCGAUGCCCUCACCUUAAACCCCGCCGCCCACACUCAGUUCUGCGCUUAUUCCAAGGACACUGGAAAGCUCGUCGUUGCUCCCGCGAACGCUACCAUGUACUACCCGCAGGCGCAGCUGACCAACCUCACAUCCCUCUCCUUUGGCCCCACUGCGCCACAGUCCGAGGGUGAUGUCCCUGAGUGCAGAUUCGCCGAUCAAGGCAACACCUCGGCGUUCAUGCUCGAGAGCAUGGGAUCGACCGACUGCAUCGUCGCACGCUCCUUUGCAACCAUUCCCGGCGUCUGCGGCUCCAACCCUUCCAAUAAAACUUGUAUCCUUCAUUUAUGGCCUGCUUUUUGUCUUGAUCUCCCCGAGGUCCGCGCUGGAGCCAAUGCGUCGGAUGCGCUCGAGGUUUGCGUGAAGAAGAUUAGCCAGGGGCCUUGCAUUGCAAACCCUUCCGGCGCUGCUUGCGCAUCCAACUUGUUUGCUGGAAUCCAGUAUGCUGGCGGGAUUGGUGGUGGAGGCGGUAGCAGUGGUAGUACCGUCUCGAAGCGUCAGACCUCCAACGACCCUCUGUUUGGGAAUCCUCAGUCUGACAGUCCCCUCGAGGAUCAAUUCUGGAUGGGUGUUAUGAAGAAUGUCAUCAACUCAGCCAUAGGGGCUUUCAAAUUCGUAGCAACCCCACAUAUUCAAGAGCUCAGGGUCACAUGUAUGGGCAUGACCCAUCUCACGCGAAUCUUUGAGGCGAGCCUUGGAGAAACAAUUCGAAAGGGAUGCAUAGACGCAUUCAGAACAUUUGACGGCAUCCACGAACUCACUUACGACAACGACAUUGAAAAAGCAGGCAGCAUUUUGGCCGACGUCGUAGGGCUUCUGAGUCUGGUCAAGGACGUCGCAACAGCAGCAAAAGCCGUUGGUGCCGUCGACGCCGUCCUGGCCAAGUUCGGCAAGACUGCCGCAACCGUCGGGAAAGGCAAGGGGCUCAUGUUGGAGGCCAAGGAGGGAGAGAACACUGUGCAGAUCUUCCGUGAUACCGGCGAUGGAAAGCCAAAGCUGCUGUACACGGACAGCGAUGUUGCCGCCAUGGAGAAAUCGAUCGAGGAGGGAGGCGAGUACUCAGCAAUGCCAACACCCCAACCAGGAUUUGAGAACUGCAAGGUCUGCAUCGAGGGCGGGGUUGCCAAGGUCCGCCGCCAAAAGGGUAUCUUCCGCAAAUUGUGCUGCUUCUUGAGCCCCCAAACCUUGGAAGCCCCCGAGUCCGUCUGGAACGACAGGGUUGACCUCGGUCCGGGUCCGUCCGGAGCCAACCUGCCAGCCAACAGCGUCAUCGCCGCUCUGUCCGAGACCGCGGCCCUCACCGCCGAUGAGAAGACGCUCAUGACCACCAUGAGCGAAGGGUUCGCCAACUGGUACACAAAGGGGCAGACCGUCUCCGCCAAUGUCGACGAGAUCAGCAGCGUGCUCCUCGAGGCCAGGAAGAACGCCCGCGACUGGGGUAAGAUCGCCAGCGCGACCUCCAAGGCGUACGGGCUCAGCGACAUGGAGAAUUGGGCUCUCGAGACGUGGAUCAAGUGGUACAACAUCAACCCUGAGCUCGACUCCGCCUUGUCCAAGUUGCCUGCCGCCACCGGCUUGGUGAUCCGUUCGACUGAUCUGAACGCUGCAACGGUCAAUAUGCUCAACAAGCUUGAGUCUGGUGUGAUUAGCAAGGGCACCCCUGGCAUCUACGAGGUACAAGACCUCGUGCUCAACGCCUUUACCCAGGGAGGAGGCGGCCGACUUCGCAAAAUCAUGUCUACGACCCUGAACCUCGGCGACGGCAUGUUCACUACCACGGCUGACUACCUCUUCGUGAUCAACUCCAAGUCCGGCCGCUACAUCGAGGCUGUUGCCAACUCGGAAUACCGCGAGACCUCCUUUGUGCAAGGGAUUUCCGGAAAGUUCAAGCUUAUCGGCAAGCAAGAGUUGAACGGAGGAGAGGCUGCCAAGGCGGCGGGUUUGUCAGGCCCCUAUGCCGUCUAUUACUUUGAUGAGAUCGAGGUGCCGGCUUCUACCGCGACGACUACUGUCGCAGACAUCAGAAAAGCCCUGACUGACGCGGGUGUUAAGCUGCCUCAAGGUCGCACCAAGCGCGGUCUCGAUGGUAUACUGCACACACUUGAGACGAAAAUUGUCGCUACUGAAAAGAAGAGGCAUAGUGUAGAAGACCACGUCCGCAACCGCGUUGUCCGUCACUGA